CACAUGGUCAGAGAGAGGGAGAGCGAGAGAGAGACAGGGAGAGUAAUCACACUUCUGCGGCUCGACACCAGAGGAUUCCCCAGCAGAGAGAACCUCUUCUCCUCACCCCCAUCUUCAUCAUCCUCGCUCCGGCCAUGACCAGGGUCCUUCUCCUCUCCGCCUUGCUGGUGUCUCUCAGCUGCUCCAGGGGUGCGGUCAUCACAGGGGCGUGUGAGAGAGACGUGCAGUGUGGCAUGGGGACCUGCUGCGCAGUUAGCCUCUGGCUGCGGGGGCUGCGCAUGUGCACGCCCAAAGGUGUGGAGGGGGACGAGUGCCACCCCUUCAGCCACAAGGUGCCCUUUUUUGGCAAACGGCAGCACCACACCUGCCCCUGUCUUCCUCACUUAGUAUGCACCAGGUACACAGGGAGCAAGUACAGGUGCACCAGUGACUUCAAAAAUAUAGACUUUUAAUAACGCGGAGGAAGGCGUAUGAGAAGACAGCAGCGCAAGAGCCGGAGAAGGGAACAGUUUGACCGAGGAUGAAAGGAACAGCACCAAGGGCCAUCCUAAUUUCGCUCAGUCUGCAUCGUCAUACACAGCGCACCGUUUCCGCCAUUUUAACCUAGGCCAAUACUCACCGAGUUGUGUUUCCUCACUGUUGGCACAUUUCAUGACGUCAUUAUGAAAUGUCUGAAGAAUGCCCAUAUUUAAUCAAUGCGGCCUUUAAUGCAUUAGCCUCUACUAUGUGAUUUUGCUUCAGCCUUCAGCUCGUACACCCAAUACAUCCAGUCAUUCAACCCCAGGUGUGCAGUUGCUGUUUGUGUAACACUGUCUUGGCCAGGACUGGCUUUGCUUAUUCAUCUUAUCUGCUUUGGAUGUUUAUAUUCAUGUGAGGAGUCUGGGACAAUACCGAAAGAAUACUUACUCUUCAAAGAUGAAUAAUCAGCCAACUAAAAGCUCUGGCAGUGUCUGGAGUUUGGUAUAUAUGACUGUAUGGAGAAAGCACUUGAAUAUUGAGUAUUGUUUAUGAUAUUCUGUAGUUAAAAAAAAAAGAUAUUUAAAA
Messenger RNA from Anguilla rostrata (American eel), 1044 nucleotides. It is a transcript of the gene prok1, whose product is annotated as prokineticin 1. Lineage: Eukaryota; Metazoa; Chordata; Actinopteri; Anguilliformes; Anguillidae. Bases 135 to 452 code for a protein of 105 amino acids. The transcript has 3 exons. The record is from RefSeq and is a predicted model, not a curated record. Gene Ontology annotation, biological process: endothelial cell proliferation.